Molecule: messenger RNA, 24880 nt
Organism: Coregonus clupeaformis (lake whitefish)
Lineage: Eukaryota; Metazoa; Chordata; Actinopteri; Salmoniformes; Salmonidae
Gene: dst
Product: dystonin
Biological process (GO): cytoplasmic microtubule organization; hemidesmosome assembly; intermediate filament cytoskeleton organization
Cellular component (GO): hemidesmosome; membrane; cytoplasm
Molecular function (GO): microtubule binding; structural molecule activity; calcium ion binding
Source: RefSeq, a predicted model, not a curated record
UAUGUAACAACGGCGCUUAUCACUCGUCUGUCCGGAUCCCUGUCCCGCAACUAGGCUACACACUCGCCCCAGCGGCUGGUGAAUGUCCAGCCUAUAGAGAGCCUUAUGGUGGAGCUCCGGUAAUGGCUCACUACAACGCGACACCGGCGGGUUAUAUGUUCACCGACGAAAAGGAAUACCUUCAAGCAUAUGAGGAUGUCCUCGAAAAAUACAAAGAUGAAAGAGACAGAGUGCAGAAAAAGACUUUUACAAAAUGGAUAAACCAACAUCUCCUGAAGGUACGGAAGCAUGUAAAUGACCUGUAUGAAGACCUACGAGAUGGACAUAACCUGAUAUCACUGCUGGAGGUCCUGUCUGGCGAGUCAUUGCCUCGGGAAAAAGGGAGGAUGCGGUUCCACAGACUCCAGAAUGUACAGAUAGCACUGGACUACUUAAAGAGGCGGCAGGUCAAACUAGUCAACAUCAGGAAUGAUGACAUCACAGACGGGAAUCCCAAAUUGACACUGGGAUUGAUAUGGACCAUAAUUCUGCACUUUCAGAUCUCUGAAAUCCAUGUUUGCGGGGAGUCGGAGGACAUGACAGCCAAGGAGCGGCUGCUGAUGUGGUCCCAACAGAUGACAGAAGGCUACGUGGGUGUACGCUGUAACAACUUCACCACCUCCUGGAGGGACGGGAGGCUGUUCAAUGCCAUCAUUCACAAAUACAGACCUGAUCUGGUGGAUAUGGGCAGGGUGUCGGCCCAGACUAGCCGGUCAAACUUAGAACAGGCCUUUGGUGUGGCUGAACGGCUUGGGGUGGCAAGACUACUGGACCCUGAGGAUGUGGAUGUGCAGUCUCCUGAUGAGAAGUCAGUCAUCACAUACGUCUCCACACUGUAUGAUGUCUUCCCUAAAGUACCUGAUGGUGUUGACGGUAUCAAUGCAAAUGAUGUUGAUAUCAAAUGGGUAGAGUACCAGAACAUGGUGAAUUACCUGAGCCAGUGGAUCAAACACAACGUGGGAGUGAUGUCAGACAGAGCGUUCCCAAACAACCCAGUGGAACUCAAGGCACUUUAUACACAGUACUUGCAGUUUAAAGAGAAUGAAAUCCCGCUGAAAGAAACCGAGAAGAGCAAAAUCAAGCAUCUUUACAAAAUGCUUGAGGUGUGGAUGGAGUUUGGUCGUAUCCAGCUGCCUCAGGGGUUUCACCCCAACGAUGUGGAGAAGGAAUGGGGCAAGCUGAUCGUGGCCAUGCUGGAGAGAGAGAAGAGCCUGAGGCCUGAAGUGGACAGGCUUGAAAUGUUGCAGCAGAUUGCAACCAGGGUCCAGCGGGACUGUGUCACUGGAGAGGACAAACUAGCGUUAGCGCGAACUGCCCUGCAGUCUGAUGCUAAGAGAUUAGAGUCUGGGGUCCAGUUCCAGAAUGAAGCAGAGGUGUCUGGGUACCUUCUGGAAUGUGAGAACCACCUGAGACAGCAGGUGGUUGACAUCCAGAUUCUGCUGGACGGGAAGUUCCACUACUCCGAUCGGCUUGUUCAAAGGGUAUCCAAGCUCCGUGACGACCUGCUGGGGCUGAGGGCAGAGUGUUCCUCUGUGUACAGUCAAGGACGCACCCUGACCACCGAACAGACCAAGAUGAUGAUCUCAGACAUCACUCAGAGUCUCAACUCAGGCUUCUCUUCAUCGAACCACAACUCCAGCCUCACCCCAGCCCUCACCCCUGGAGGCCUGGGAACUCCCGGUUCCACCUUCACCUCCAGCUUUACCCCGGGCCUCACCCCUGGCCUGAGCCCUGCCAUGACCUCCGGCGGCAUGCAGCCCGGCUCAGUCCAGGCCUACAUGGGGGGCGGAGGAGGAGGCAUGGACACGGGAUCCCUCCAGCACCUCAAACACAUGCAGAUCCGCAAGCCCCUGGGCAAGUCCUCGCUAGUGGACCCCAACAUGACCGAGGAGGAGGUCAACAUGAACUUUGUGCAGGACCUGAUCAACUGGGUGGAGGAGAUGCAGGUGCAAUUGGAUCAUGGAGAUUGGGGAUCCGAUUUGCCAAGUGUGGAAACACAUUUAGAGAACCACAAAAGUGUUCACAGAGCCAUCGAAGAAUUUCAAAUGAGCCUUAAAGAAGCCAAACUUAGUGAGAUUCAGAUGACCCAAGCGCAAAAACUAAGAUAUUCUGAGAAGCUGGGCAAAUUAGAAAACCAGUAUGGGAAGUUACUGAAAUGUUCAUGGGAGCGUCAGAAGAACCUGGAGAGCCUGCAUGACUUUGUGUCGCGGGCCACCAUGGAACUAAUCUGGCUCAACGAGAAAGAGGAGGAGGAGGUCGCCUUCGACUGGAGCGAGCGCAACGGCAAAAUCUCCAAGAAGAGAGAGUACCACGCUGAUCUGAUGAGAGAGUUGGACGACAAGGAGAAGGUGAUCAAGUCUGUGCAGGAUAAUGCAGAGAACCUUCUGCAGGAGAACCACCCUGCCAGGCUAACUAUUGAAGCAUAUAGAGCAGCCAUGCAGACCCAGUGGAGUUGGAUCCUACAGCUCUGCUCUUGUGUGGAGCAGCACCUGAAAGACAACGCAGUCUAUUUUGAGUUUUUCAAUGAUGCCAAAGAGUCCAUGGACUACCUGAAGAGCCUACAAGGUGACAUCCAAAGAAAGUAUGGCUGUGAUCGGACAAGCAGCAUACACAAGCUGGAGGAUCACAUCCAGGAGUCCAUGGAUGAAAAGGAGCAGCUCCUCCAGUAUCGCAGCACAGUGGCUGGGUUGGUGGGCAAGGCCAAUGCCAUCGUCCAGCUCAAGCCCAGAUCCCCAGACACCCCUGUCAGGUCCUCCAUACCCGUCAAAGCCAUCUGUGACUACCGACAAAUAGAGAUCACCAUCUAUAAGGAUGAUGAGUGUGUCCUGGCCAGUAACUCUCACCGGGCCAAGUGGAAGGUGAUCAGUCCAUCUGGGAAUGAGGCCAUGGUACCCUCUGUCUGCUUCACUGUGCCUCCACCCAACAAGGAGUCUGUGGACCAGGCCAGCAGAAUUGAGCAGCUGUACCAGAAUGUCCUGGCUCUGUGGCACCACUCACACAUCAACAUGAAGAGCGUGGUCUCCUGGCACUACUUGAUGGCAGACGUCAGAGCCAUCCGCAAUUGGAACGUGUCCUCAAUUAAGACCAUGUUGCCAGGCGAGCACCAGCAGGUCCUUAGCAACCUGCAGUCCCACUUUGAGGACUUCCUGGAGGACAGCGAGGAGUCGGAGGUGUUCACGGUGGCAGACUGUUCCCAGCUAGAGAGGGAGGUGUUGGUCUGCAAGGAGUACUACGAGGAGCUGCUCAAGUCUGCAGAGAGAGAGGAACACGAGGAGUCUGUGUACAACCUGUAUAUCUCUGAGGUGCGUAACUUCCGCAUGCGUCUGGAGGCCCAGGAGGAGCACCUGAUCCGACAGAUCCGCACCCCACUGGACAGAGACGACCUGGAGCAGAGUGUCCUGCGCAUCACAGAGCAAGAGAAGAAGAAGGCAGAGCUGGAUCAGCUAAAGGAGGAUCUGGAGACCAUGAAGGAGAAGUGUGAGACGUUCCUCAGACAGGCCGCGGCCUCUCCCUCUGUCCCCACCCUCUCCUCUGACCUCUACGUCCUCAUCCAAAACAUGAGCCAGGUCUACUCUAUGUCCUCCAUCUACCUGGAGAAGCUAAAGACAGUGAGCUUGGUGGUGAGGCACAGCCAGAGUGCCGAGGCUCUAGUGAAGCUCUAUGAGGCCAAACUCUCUGAGGAAGACGCUGUGAACUCUGACCUGAGGUCCAUUGACACAGUCGUCAGCACACUCAAGCAAUGGCGCUCAGAGAUUGACGAACAGCGGGAGGUCUUCCAUGACCUGGAGGAUGGGCUGCAAAAGGCCCGUGGCAUCAGCGACCGCAUGUUCAAGGCCCACAACGAGCGGGACUUUGACCUGGACUGGCACAAAGAGAAGGCUGACCAGCUGGAAGAGAGGUGGCACAAUGUCCACUCCCAAAUUGACAGCAGACUUCGGGACCUGGAGGGCAUCGGUAAAUCUCUGAAGUACUACAAAGACUCCUACGGCAGUCUAAAUGAGUGGGUGGGAGAGAUGGAGGCUGCUCAGCUCAAGACCCAGGAGAACCAGCCAGAGGACAGCAAGGCACUCGCUGAGCUGCUCAACCAACAGAAGGUCCUCGUUGCAGAAAUGGAACAUAAGCAGAGCAGAAUUGAUGAAUGCCAAAAGUACUCAGAGCAGUACUCAUCUGGCGCUAAAGAUUAUGAGCUACAGCUGAUGACCUACAGAGCAAUGGUUGACUCCCAGCACAAGUCCCCACUCAAGAGACGGAGGAUGCAGAACUCUGCUGAUGCCAUCGCUCAGGAGUUCAUGGACCUCCGAACUCGCUACACGGCCGUAGUCACCUCCAUGACGCAGUAUGUAAAGUUUGCCAGUGAGACGUUGAAGAGAACAGAAGGCGAAGAGAGAUGUGUUGAUGAGGAGAAGAAAGAGCAUGGUGAUAAAGUUAGCAAGCUAUUGGGUUGGAUGUCCAGUGUGAAACCUGGCCAGAGCAAAGAUGGUAAAGCCAGCACAGAGGCCUCUAGUAAGCCCCAGGUUUCAAUGGAAGAAAUGGUAACAAAGAAAGAGCAAAUUGCAGAAGCACUGAGGACUACACAGCUGAUGCUAAGUAAACACAGUGACAAGAUGACUGAGGAGGAGAAGCAGGAAGCCAAGGAGCAGCUGAAAUCCCUCCACCAGGCCUUCAGUGAUCUCUCCCAGCAGUUUUCUGAUCAGACGCCAUCUACCGAGCAGGAGUUUCAAACCAUUGAGGGGGUUCUCAAAGUGGGAAGUGCAGAGGUCUACUCUGUGUUUAGGUCUGUUCAGAUCGGCCUGAUCGACCAUACCACUGGGCUCUGUCUCCUGGAGGCUCAGCUCAUCACCUCUGGCCUCGUUCUGCCUCAGUUCAGGAUGUGUCUGGAGCUGGACGAUGCUUUCCAUCACAACCUCAUUGACGAGCCCACCUGGAAGCAGCUCAGAGAGCUCAACGAAGCCAACCAGUGCAUCCUGAGCCCGCUGUUCUCCUCAGAACCUCUCCCUGUGAUAGCAGCGGUUAGAGAGGGGGCCAUCUCUGAGCGCCUGGCCAUGAAGGUUAUAGAGAUUCAGCUGGCUACAGGUGGGUUGAGGGUGUCCUACACGGGCGAUGUACUGACCCUGGAGAGGGCCUUUCAGUUUGGCCUGAUCCCUGCCCCUUUGUACGUCAAGCUCUUGGAAAGACAGGACACAUGGAAGGACCUGAUCAACCCCAGCACGGCAGAGAAGGUCUCGCUCACCCAGCUGGUGCAGAGGAGCGUGGCUGAUGAGGAGACUGGUCUGCGACUGCUGCUGGUGAAGAAAAGCCACUAUGGAAGCAUAGAGUUGACAUCUGGGAGGGAGAUUAGUGUACUUAGGGCAGUUCAUGAGGGGUUGAUUGACAGACAGACCACGUUGAGGUUGCUGGGGGCUCAGCUGUUUGCAGGCGGUAUCGUCGACCCCAAAACAGGCCGUAAGCUCACUGUAGAGGAAGCCCUGUCUGAAGGCUUGAUUGAUCAAGGCACUGCCACUGGGAUACUGAGCCAACAGGCCCAAAAUGGAGGCAUAGUGAACCCUCGGAAUGGCAAAAGGCUAACAGUGGAUGAGGCUGUUCAGUGUGAUUUGAUGAGCUCUAGUGGUGCACUCUUGGUGCUGGAGAAACAGAAGGGGUUCAUGGGACUAUUAUGGCCUCACUCUGGUGAAAUCUUGACCGUGUCCACCUCUCUGCAGCAUGAAAUCAUCACCAAUCAGCUGGCAUUCAAACUGCUCAGCAAUAGACAGAAUAUAGCUGCCCUUUACAUACCAGAAAACUCGGAAGUAGUGGAUAUUAACUCUGCUACUCAAAAUGGUUUCAUUGACACACAUACAGCAGAGGUGUUGAAAACCAUUGAAAUACCAGAUGUUUUUCCUGAUGUUGAUGAGCUUAAUGAGAGAUUUUCUAGCUGGCUGAUGUUGAGGGAGCUUCAGAUUGGAGGAUCCCAUCGCCCUACAGAUGAUAAUGAGAUUGAUGAUGAGAACAUAAAUACCCCAUCUCCCAUCGAGGCAAAACAGUUAUUCAUCUCAUACCUCAUGAUGAAUAGUUACAUGGAUCCUAAAUCAGGACAAAGGCUUUUAAUAUUCGAUGGACAGUUGACUAAAAUGGCUGAACUUUUAGUUGGCAUUUCAGUAGAGACAUCUGAAAACCAGCUACAAAACACUGCACUUGGUAAGGCCACUUUUGGGUAUAUUUCUUUGAAAGAAGAUAUUUCUGAAGAUUCAGUGAUGUCCUUUGAAAGCAAUACUGAGGAUUUUGGAUAUUUGCACAUUACCGAGGAAACAGAUGAAACAAUGAAAGAUCAUCAUGCUUCCGAUUUCUUCAGGGAGGAUAAGUCAAAUUUGAAUAAAUCUGACAAUAAUAAUGUGGUAAAGGUGCUAGCACAAGAUGGAACAGAGGAGUCUGCUUCAGCUAUUGACUGUGUAAACAAUACCACACAGCCGGAAUCUGAAAUAAGCAUCUAUCAAAAGAACACAAUCAGUAUAAAUCCCAUUGGAAUUGAUGUAGGAAACUCAGAUAAUCAACCAAAAGAGACUUUCAAUGGAAUUUCAGCCACACAAACUCCUCCCAAACCGUGCUCGGUGAAUGUCACAGGCAUGAGCUUGCCCUCAGGUGUACAGGUUGGCAAAAAGAUGCUAGCACAAGAUUUCACAGAGGAGUUAUCUGGCUCAGAUAAGAAUACCAGACAGCAUGAUUCUGAUACAAGUGUUUUGUCUUAUGGAAUUUAUCAAAAGAAUGCAAGCCCAUCACCCGUUGAAAUUGGUUUAGAAACCUCAGAUAUAGCUUUAUAUAAUCAACCAAAAGGAGAAUCAGCCACACAAGCCAUGUUGGAAAGCUCAACCCCUACUAAAUCAUGCUCAGUGAUUGGCAAAGACAUGAGCUUGCUAGCACAAUGUGUCAAAGAGGAAGCAUAUGUAGCUGUUCAUUCUGAAAUGAAUGCCAGACAAUAUGAUUCUAAAGCCAAUGUUUUGUCUAAUAGCAUUUAUCAACAGAACAGACACGGCACAAGCCCAUCGUCGUUUGAAAUUGAUGUAGAAACUUCAGAAAUAGCUUCAGAUCAUCAACCACAAGAGACUGUCAAUGGAGUUUCAGCCACACAAACUAUAUUGGAAAACUCAGCUCGUCCUAGAUUGUGCUUAGUGAAUGACACAGACAUGAGCCUGUCAUCAGGUGCCAAGGAUUCCAAAAGGGCGGUGGCACAAGGCCUCACAGUGGAAGCAUCUGUAGAGAUUAGCUCUAACAGUACAAGCCUAGCACUAAUUGAAAUUAAUUUAGAAACCCCUGAAAUAGCUUCAGAUAAUCAACCAAAAGAGACAGCCAAUGGAGGUUCAGCCACACAAACCAUUUUGGGAAGCUCAACUCCUAGAUCCUGCUCAGUUGAUUCUGAAACGACUAUCAGACAGCCUGAUUCUGAAGCAAGCGUUUCAAAGAAGAAGAAAAAGAAGAAGAAGAGGACAAACAACACAAGUCUAGUACCCUUUGAAAUUGAUGUAGAAACCUCACAUAUAUCUUCAGAUAAACCAAAAGAGACUUUCAAUGGAGGUUCAGCCACACAAACCAUUUUGAAAAGCGGAACUCCUCCUAGAUCAUGCUCUGUAAAUGACACAGAUAUUAGCUUGCCCUCAUGUGUACAGGACUCCAAAAGGGUGCUAGUACAAGGUUUUACAGAUAAAUCGUCUAGCUCUGAAAAUUAUACCAGACAGUCUGAUUCUGAAAGAAGUGUUUUGUGUGAUAGUAUCUAUCAAAAGAACACUAACAACACAAGCUCAGAACCAUUUGCAUUUAAUUUAAAAACCUCAGCUUCAGAUAAUCAACCAAAAGAGACUUUCACUUUCAAUGAAGGGUCAGCCACACAAAUCCUUUUGGAAAGGUCAACUCACCAAAGAUUGUGCUCGGUGAAUGACACAGACACAAGUUUCCCCUCAGCUGUGCAGGAUUCCAAAAGGAUGCCAGCAGAAAAUUCCAAAAGAGAGGAAGCGCACAGUUUCACAGACGAAUCUUCCAUAUCUAUUGACUCUGAAAAGAAUACCAGGCAGCAUGCGUCUGAAAUGGGUGUUUUGCCUGACAGAAUCUGUCAAAAAAACACAAUGAGUACAUGCCCAACACCAUUUAAAAUUGAUUCAGAAACAGAUGUUGCUUCAGAUAAUCAACCUAAAGGGAAUUUCAAUGGAGGUUCAGCCACACAAACCAUAUUAAAAACCUCUACUUUGUGCUCAGUGAAAGACACAAGCCUGAGCUUGCCCUCGGGAGCAAAGGAUUCCCCACAACGUCCCAAAUAUCCAGUUACACCUGGCUGUGAGACAGACAACAACACCAAAUCUGAAUCAUCUCCAUUGUCCACUUUAUUGGCAGACACCCUUGACAUGACCACAGAGUUUCCAUGCACUGAAGAAGAAGCAUGGGACAAUGAAGAUGAGAGAGGCUUUGCGAUCCACCUUCUCAGAGCCCAACUAGAGGAGGGUGGUAUUUUGGACAUCAUCUCUGGGAAACGCUAUGACCUUGAUGCAGCUCUUGAUAAGGGCCUUGUGGAUGAGGAGACUGUGUUAGAGGUGCUAGCAUUGCAGCUCCACAAGGGAGAGGUUUUAGGGGAUGAGAGAAGCACAGUGGCAACCCUGAAAGAAGCUGUGUCUAAAGGCUCCAUAUCCUCCCAGAUAGCCCUGCAGAUCAUGGAACAGCAGAGCCUGUUGGGUGGUGUAUAUGACUCCAAGUCUGGAUGCACUAUUAGUGUAAAUGAAGCACUGGAGUCAGGGUUGAUUGAUGAUGAUUUGGCUCAAAAGAUCCUUCACUCAGACCCAGUACACAACACAAUCAUCGACCCUAAUAGAAACUGCACGCACAGCAUUUCUUAUUCACAGAGUCUGGGCCUCAUAGACAACAACAAGGCUGAGAAUAUACGUCAACGUCAAACAGACAAAAAGGUGGCGGUUUUGGUCCUUGAUUCCCCUGAUGAGGACGUCAAUGGAGAAGAAGGUCAAGAGAAUAGGAAUAGACAUGCAGGGGAAGAUUUGGAUGCAGAAGGAAAAAGAGAACAGAACUGCGAUUCCCAGAAGUCCUUACUACCUUCGUUCACCAUUAGUCAUGGGCCUGUAUGUAGACAGAUCAUAUCACCUAUUCUGUCAGAUCGGGUAACAGGGGAACGUGUCAUCCAUCAACCUGACACAUCAUCUUCAUUAAGGGAAGCUGGUGCCUCACAGGCCCCCACCAGUCCACUGUCAGACAUAGUCCCUGGGUCUAGAAAUUCCAUCCAAAAUGACAUGUUGUCAAACAGAUCAAACUCUCUCAGUUUGAGCGAUGGUGGACAGGCCCAGGCUAAAGAGGUGAGACAGACAGAGGAAGAUGGUAACAGUUCUCUGAGGAGAGACACAGAUCUGUCCUGUGAGGCAGUCGGCUUCACUCUGGGUGAUGGGCAGCUGGGAGCAGGAUACCGUGAGAUAGUGGGGAACCAGACUGUCAGUCCUGUACAGAGUGACUCGGGCGUGUCCUGCUCAUCACAUUGUGAUCUGUUGUCUGAUGAAAGGAAAAUGGAGAAUGUGUUGAACGCUGUUCAGCCGCCAGCCAGCCAGCUAGUCAAGGAGUCAGACCAGAGAAUAUAUAGCUCAUCACUGAGAGAUUUGUCUAGUGAUGUAACAAGCACAAUGUCCGGCGUCGUGGGUGUCAAUGUGGAUAAAAUGGUAAUAAACAGUGAUGGAGUUUCAUCGUUUCACACUGUGCCACCUCAGCAACCACUAGUGAAGUCAGACAGGGAUAUUGGUGGAGAUAUCGAGCCCACAUCCUCUCAAAACAGGUACAGUCAGAGUAAGCCCACAGGUCAAAAAAAGACUCCAGUGCAGUUGACUAACUCCUCUGAUUUAGCUAUUGUAUCCAGUGUACUGAGCAUAGAAACACGCUGUGACAAUAAUGACAGCUAUGAUAUAGGUGAUCAAGAGCAGUUAAAAACUGCUUCCACCAAAGUGAUAUCUAGCAGAAUUACCCCUGAUCUGACACUGACUGAUAAACAUCUGUCAAAUUCAAACACUAAUGUUAAAGCUAAAGCUAAUGACAGGGUUGAAUCAAGCAGAGGUGGUGACAGUAAGCCAUCCUCAGGGAGACAAGAAGAUUCAUCUGAUGGUAGUCUCUCACAGAUUACUGAUCAAGCUGAUUCACCCACUUUGUCCAAGACAUCACAGACAGGACAGACAGGUACUGACAAACGUAAUUCAGGUGUGUCUGAUAAGUUGCCCGAUACAAGUUCGUCAUCAGCAUCAGAAAUGACCCCAGUGCAUCCAUUAAAGGCAACAGAGCCAGGUAUGAGAUCAGAUAUUAAACAAGAUGAAUGGGGUGCUGUUGAGAAUCAUCCCCAGCUGAUGGCUGCUAAUGUUCAACCAGACUCUUCCUCCAAUACAUCCUCAACAUCAGAAAUUACCUCAGAGCAUCCGGUAAAGUGUAAAGAGCCUGGCCUAGGAUCAGAUCUUACACAGGAUGGAAAUAGGCAAAAUCAAUGCAUUGCUGAUGAGAAUCAUACAGAUCUGAUGACUGUUGAUGUUCAACCAGACUCCAUGACACAUGAUAGUGUCCCUCCACCUGCGUCGGCCAUCUAUAGUGCUCUAAGGUCCGGUUUAGGUGAGCUGGUGAGAAUGAGAGUGCAGGGGGAAGAUGUCGAUGAAUUGCAAAAGGCUGAGACCCAAGCAGUGGAGGGCAUCAUCAACCUGAUACAGGACAAUCCACAGUCCCAUGGAAGAGGUUCUGGUGAUUUUGGUGAUGAGACAGAUGCAGCUUCUGGGCUUAUGAAAAGUAGUAGCCCAGAUCUCCUCAGGGAUCUGUUGAAGCAGGAGGCUCUCCGUUCAGGUAAAACUAGUCUGGAGGGAGGGAAACCACCCCAUGAAGAAACACCUCCAUCUGAUAUGACCCAGAUUCAGUCUCAGCUUCUGCAGGUUCUUCAAAGUGUAUCCUCAAGCCAAGACCCUGCCAUGCUCAGAGAUGUAAUAGGAGCCUUGAGCAGUAUUCUGGGGGGUGCUCCUGACGAGGACAGGCCACACAACCUGGAGAUCAUCCAGGAGGAGGGCUCGUCUGAUGAGGCUGAAGGUGCCGUGGCAGAUCCCAUGGAAGGUCUUGACCUAUAUCAAUCUACUGAGGUUGAAACCAUUUCAGACACAGGCAAUGCUGAAGCAGUUCAAUCUAAAGUCAGGCAACAGUACUCCACCCAGGAUUAUCUGGAGUGUGUUGGCAGACUUCAGGAUCAUGCAGAUGUUCUAGUGGAAAUCAGGAACGACCUGUCAUCCCCGCAGGGCUCUCUGAGUAACAACAUGGAGGAGUUACACAGUCAGCUGGAGGAAUCUCAGUUGUUGGAAACACAUCUGUCUACACUGGCUAGCUUUCUAACCAGAGAUCUGGACAUAGCCAAGCAGCUGUUAAAGUCUGCCAAUGAACUCAUUCCCACGUAUAUCCACCAAGAUCUGGCUUCAGCCUUUCGAGAGUUGCAGCCAGCUUUUGCAGACGUUUGCCAAAUGUCUGCAGAAAGGAAUUAUGUUCUAACGCAGGCUAUUGAUAAAGGAAAGGUCCAUUUGGAGUCAACAUACCAGGAGCUCCUCAGUACCCUUGAUCAACUAUCAGGCUGUAUUCAUGACAACUCUGAGAUUACCUGCAACCUCGGCAUCCUGAACACAUAUGACGUGGACACAGUGAAAGAAAUGAUCCAGAAGAAUAAGGACAUGGAGACUAACGUGUCAGGAACCAAGAGGCAUCUGGAGGACACUGCGUUUGACAUCCAGUACUUUAUCUCAGAGCAUGCCCAAUUCCUGAGACCGGCCCAGAGCAGGCACCUCCUCAAGUCUCUCAGCGCCACCCAGAGGUCAUUUAAGGAACAGAUGGAGAGGGUGGCCAAUCAGAGACGCACCCUGGAACUCCACCUGGAGAUCAGAGAGAACGAGAGUCAACAGAAGUGCUUGGUGGACAAACAGAAGGAGUUCUCAGACAAGCUGCAGGAGCUGUGUGACAACCUGACCAAUACAGAGAACCGUCUGAUAGGCCAUCAGCAGCAGGCCAAGAGUGUAGAGAGUGUGGAAGACCUGCAGCAGGUGCAGAAAGAGCAUCAGGCCUUGCAGAAAGACGUCCUGACCAACGGCAGUGCCUUGAAUGAGGUCAUCAGCAGCACCAAGAAGUUCCUGGAUGAGAACCGUUCUAAGCUAACCCCAGAUCAGAUCGCUGCCAUCGAGAGCAAGCUGGAGGAUGCCAAGAGCAAGGCCAAACUCAUCAACCAACGGGCCGAGGAGUCAAGGAAAGACCUUGAGAAGUCUGUGACCACUGCUAUCAAAGAGGAGACUAAGAAGGAGGCUGCUGUUGAGCAGCUUGAGGAGAGCAAGAACAAGAUCGAGGGUCUGCUGGACUGGAUCAACAAUAUAGGGAAUGAGAAAGGGAUGGGGGGCGAUCAGACAGACCAUAUGGGCAAACAGAACGGGAACAUGCCGUUGCCAUCGGAGACCUCAGCCAAGAACAUUCUGGGAGAGGAUGAUGACCCCAAUGGAAACAAUGGAAACGCUCUCCAGACUACAGAUAACGACACUGGAAGACAGGCCACAGAGAAGACCCCAGAACUGGACCUGGACAUGCAGUAUGAUAGGGUCAAGGCUCGUCACCAGGAGAUCCUGUCCCAGCAGAAGGACCUGAUCAUGGCCACCCAGUCAGCCCAGGCUCUGCUGGACCACCAGGCCCAUGACCUUUCAUCCACGGAGAAGGACAAGCUGCAGAUGGACAUCCAGGAGUUGAAGGGCCGGUACGACGCUUCCCUUACCCAGGCAGAACAGCAGAUGAAACAGGUGAUCCAGGUCCAGGAGGAGCUGAAGAAAUUCCAGGGAGACUGUGAGGAGUUUGAGGGCUGGCUGCAGCAGGCCGAGGGGGAGGUGGGGGAGCUGGGAGCCCCUGCUGGAGCUCUAAACAUCCUCACAGAGAAGCUCCAGAGACAGAAGAGCUUCUCUGAGGACGUCAUCUCCCACAAGGGGGACCUGCGGUUCAUCACCAUCUCAGGGCAGAAGGUGCUGGACGUGGCAAAAGCCUGCGGACGCAUGGACCCUGAGGGGAAAGAUGCCCAGCUGGAGGUGGAUACCACUGGAACCUGUGCUGCUGUGAAGGAGAAGCUGGACUCAGCUGCUAGCCGCUACAAAGCCCUGCACUCUCAGUGCAAUGAGCUUGGCAACAACCUCAAAGACGUGGUGGACAAGUACAAGAAGUACGAGGACUCGACCGCUGGUCUCCUGAAGUGGCUCAACAACUCAGAGGAGGAGGCCAGAAGGCAACAGUCUGAGGCCAUCGCUGCCGACCCUCAAACCCUACAGAAACAGCUGGAGGACACCAAGGCUCUGCAAGGUCAGACUACUGGUCAUCAGACUGCUAUGGAGACACUCCGCAAAACAGCUGACUCUCUGGUCACCGCCGAGGGGGACCUGUUGACCAAUCAGGACGAGAUCCAGGAGACAGUAGAUGAUAUUGUGGAAAGGUAUGACAACGUGUCCAAGUCAGUGAGUGAUCGUAAUGAGAAGCUUCAGAUCACCCUGACCCGCUCCCUGAGCGUCCAGGAUGGCCUGGAUGAGAUGAUGAGCUGGAUGGAGGGAGUAGAGAAGAGUGUGAAGGAGAAAGGUCAAGUCCCUCUGGAUUCUGCAGUCAUUGGAGAUGUGCUCAGCAAAGAGGCAGCUCUGGAGCAGGAUAUUUCAAGUCGCCAGAGUAGCAUCUCUGCCAUGAAGGCCAAGGUGAAGAAGUUUGUGGAGACAGCUGACCCCGCCGCCGCGGCUCUGCUGCAGUCCAAAAUGGACACCCUGUCGCAGCGCUUCUCUGACACCUGUGACAAGCACAAGCAGAAGGUGGGCCAGCUGGAGCAGUUGAAGGACAAGGUGGAGGAGUUCGAGAAGACCUCAGACAAGGUGCAGCAGUUUGUGCUCAAGCGCUCGCAGGCCCUCUCCGAAACAGACGGGCCGGGGAAAAAUGUAAACGAGCUCUCGCAGCUCAUGCAGGACACUAACACUGAGUUGGCUGAACAUGACAAGGAUGUGGAAAUGCUGCAAAAGCUGUCAAAGGAGCUGUCCAAUAUGGGUCCAGAGGGAAGCAUGGCCCAGAUUCAGGGCAAGAUGGACAACCUCUCCAACACCUUCAAUGCCUUCAAAGACACUGUGAAAGAGAAAGAGGAGGAGGUGUCUUCCUGCCAGAACCAGCUGGGAGACUUCAGGGAUGCAGCCGGAGCUCUCAGGACGUGGCUGGAGGAGACAACAGAGAAAGUCCCUGUGGUUCAGCCAACCAGCAGUGAACAGAGUCUAUUGAAGGACCUGCAGAGAGUCAAUGCUCUAAUGGAGGAAUGGACAACCAAAGGUUCUGCCAUCCAAGAUAUAAAUAGCAAAGGAUCUGCGCUAUGUAGCCUCAUCAGUGUUCUCACAUCUCCAGCCAAGACCAAGAUGUCACACAAGUCAGCUGUUACUAACGGUGGUGGCCCCAGAAACCAUGCCUACCUAACCAAUAAAGAGCUGAUGGUGGUACAGCAGAACAUGUCGUAUAUCAACAAGGGCCAUGAGAGCCUGGGAGAGCUACUGAAGGACCGGGCUGCAGAGCUCUCUGGCCUGGUGCAAAAGGUGACAGAGGCCCAGAAGGAGACAGACGCCAUGAUAACAUGGCUGAAGGACAUGAAGAAGACAGCAGCAUCCUGGAACUCUGCGUCCACAGAGAAAGAUGACAUGAAAACACAACUGGAGCAACAGAAGGCCUUUGAGGAGGACAUGAAACAAAAGCGUGAGCAGCUCCAGAAGCUGAGAGAGAAGCUCCUCCACUUGAUUGAGAAUCACCCAGACUCUCCUGAAGCAGCAAAAUGGAAGCAGAUGCUGGCACAGAUAGAUGCUGCCUGGGCGGAUGUAAGUGGGUCGGUGGAGGACAGGAAGCAGCACCUGAGGGAGUCCAACAGGAACCUGGACGUGUUCCAGACCACUGAGCCGCAGCUCCGCCAGUGGCUCUCAGAGAAGGAGAUGAUGCUCAGUGUCCUGGGGCCCCUCUCCAUGGACCCCAACAUGCUCAACACACAGAGGCAGCAAGUCCAGAUCCUCCUGAACGAAUUUGACAGUCGUAAGCCACAGUAUGACCAGCUUAAUGAGGCAGCUGCUGCUAUCCUGAGCACAUCAGGCAAGCAGAACCCCUCCUCUGGUGGGAAGGUGGUGAAGGACCAACUGGCCGCCGUCACCCAGAAAUGGCAGGGCCUGACUGGGCAGCUGGGACAGCGAGCCGGCCUCAUUGACCAGGCCGUGGGGAAGACGGGCCAGUUCCAGGAUCUGCUGAGGAGCCUGAGCCAGAGCGCCGCCUCACUGGAGACCCAGCUCAACAGCCAGCAGGCCCUUAGCAGUCAGCCUGACGUAGUGAAGAAGCAGCUGGAGGAGGCUAACACCAUCUCUGGCCAGCUGAGGGAGGAGAGGAAGAGACUGAAAGAGGCUGUGACCCUCUGCUCAGAGCUCUCUGCCCUGGUCACAGAGGACUACCUGAAAACAGAUUUAGCCAGGCAGCUGGAGGUGGUCACCAAGCCCUUCCAACAGUUGGAGGACAAAGCAGGGAAGCGGAUCCAGCAGCUGAACUCGGCCUUCGCCAGCUCCCAGCAGUUCCACCAGACCUCCAAAGACUUCCAGGGGUGGAUGAACGAGACGCUCCAGGAGCAGUCUAAACCCCAGGCAAUCUCGGCCCAGGUGGAGACCCUCCGGCAGAGCCUGAAAGAGCACAGUGCCCUGCAGAAGGCCCUCAGUGAACAUGAGGAACCAUACAGCACCAUCGUCAGGGAGGGAGAGACCCUCCUCCAGAACACAGAUGGGGCAGAGAAGGUGGCGCUGCAGGGCCAGCUGGCCGUAUUGCGUUCCAGUUGGGACGACGUGAAGAAGAGCUCAGCCGAGCACCAGGAUAAGCUGCAGGGGGCGCUACAGAGGGCCCAGAAGUACCACGAGCAUGCUGAGAAGCUCCAGUCCUGGGUCCAGGAGAGUGAUGUCAGGGAGGGUAGCGUCAGGCUCAGCGUGGACCCAGCGGAGUUGGAGAGCUCCAUCUCCCAGCUGAAGGCCAUCCAGAAGGACGUGGACAAACACAGAGGCCUGGUGGAGCAGCUGAACACUGCAGCCGACAGCCUCCUGGAGGUGGCCAAUACAGAUACAGAGGCCGUCAGGGAGGAGAAGGCGGCCAUCGGGCAGAAUGUGGACCGGGUCACAGAGAGGGUCCAGAACAAGAGGGAGUCUCUGGAGAAGAUCUCACAGAGGCUGAAGGAGUUCAACGACACCCACAAAGAGGCCAAGGGCCAGCUCGAAGGGGCUAAGAAGCAGCUUGUCGCCUACUCAUCACUGGGGGUCCAGGCCUACAGCAACAAGAACCUGACCAACAUGAAGGCCCAACAGAAGAACCUCGAUGGGGUCAACAUCCAGGUGGAGCACCUGAAGAGCCUUGCCCAGGGCCUGGUGGCCGACGUCCCCGAAGCAGACGGGGUGACAGAUUUCCUCCUUCAGGCCGACAGCCUGGAGAAAGAGUAUGGCUCCCUCAGGAAGGAUGUAGGGAAGACCUGCUCCACCUUGGAGGGCAAGCUGCAGGGCAUCGGGCAGUUCCAGACCAACAUCCGUGAAAUGUUCACCCGCUUCGCAGACCUAGAUGAUGAGCUUGACAGCAUGGUUCCUGUGGGCCGCGACCUGGCCAUUCUGAAUGAGCAGCAGGGCGGCAUCAAGGCUUUUGUGGAGAAACUGCAGGAGCUGAUGGCCGACACGGCUCGAGGAGGGGACAGAUGUAAGAAGAUGCUGGAAACUGAGGCCUCCCCAGACCUUCUGGGGCUGAAGAGAGACCUGGAUGUUCUAAGUAAGCAGUGUGGCAAGCUGAUGGACAGAGCCAAAGGGAGAGAGGAACAGGUGGGGAGCACACUCACCCGUCUGGAUGAGCUUUACUCCAAGCUACAGCAAUUCACUAACAAACUGGGCGGUGCCGAGGUCAAGGAGGAGAGUCAAGGGUCAGUUGGCAUGGAGACAGAUGUCAUCAACCAACAGCUGGAAGCUUUCAAGGUAUUCCAGAAAGAGGAGGUUGAUCCACUAAAGACGCAGUUGCAAGACAUCAACUGGCUGGGCCAGGGCCUAAUUCAGAACGCUGCCAAAGGUACCAGCACCAAGGGUCUUGAACAUGACCUGGAGGAUGGCAACACUCGAUGGAACACUCUCAACAAAAAGAUUGCUGAGCGGUCAGCGCAGCUGCACGAGGCCCUAUUGCAUUGUGGGAGGUUCCAGGAUGCUCUGGAGUCCCUGCUCAGCUGGCUGACGGACACGGAGCAGCUGGUGUCCAAUCAGAAACCUCCCUCUGCUGAGUUCAAAGUCGUCAAGGCACAGAUACAGGAGCAGAUACUCCUCCAGAGGCUGUUGGAUGACCGUAGGCCUACGGUGGAGCUGAUUAAGAAGGAGGGAGGCAAGGUUGCGGAGCUGGGAGCAGAGUCUGUGGACAAGGAGAAGGUUGGGAAGGAGAUUGAGUGCCUGGGGCAGAGGUGGGAUGCUUUGCUGAAGAAGGCUGAGAACAGGCACAAACAGCUGAAGAGUAUUCUAGUUGUGGCUCAGCAGUUCCAUGAGACACUGGAGCCUCUGUCUGAGUGGCUCUCUGCCACAGAGAAACGAUUGGCCAAAUCUGAACCCAUCGGCACACAGACCUCCAAGCUGGAAGAGCAGAUCUCCCAGCACAAGGCCUUAGAGGAGGAGAUAAUGUGUCACAGUAAAGACCUGGUUCAGGCCGUCAGCCUGGGUCAGAUGCUCAAGCCGGUCAGCUCAGUGGACGAUAAGGAGCUGGUGCAGUCUAAGCUGGACUUCACCCAAGCCAGUUACAUAGAGCUGCAGGAGCGCUGUAGGAGAAAGGCAGAGAUGUUGCAGCAGGCUCUGGCCAAUGCCCAGCUCUUUGGAGAGGACGAGGUGGCCCUCAUGAACUGGCUCAACGAAGUGCACACUAGGCUGAGCGAAGUGUCCGUCAAAGACUACAAGACGGACGUUCUUGAAAAGCAGUGUGCAGAACAACUGGCGCUACAUGAAGACAUUGAGUUGAGGAAGCAGAAUGUUGAUCAAGCCAUUUCCAAUGGAUUGGAGCUGCUGAAACAAACGACAGGUGAUGAGGUGGUUGUCAUCCAAGGCAAGCUGGACGGGAUAAAGACGAGAUAUGCUGAGAUCAACUCCAUGAGUGGGAACGUGUCUAAGACCCUGGACCAGGCCCUGACCCUGGCCUCCAAGCUUCAGCACACCCAUGAAGACCUCAGCUCCUGGCUGAAGAAUGUCGAGGCUGAGCUCACUGCCUUCGUUGCUCAGGAGCCUGUAGGAGAGCAGCUCAUCCAGGCACAAGACAGGCAGAAGGCGUUGUUGAAAGAGGCCAGGGAUCACAAGCCCCAGGUGGACAAACUGAACGAGGUGAGCAGCUCUCUGCUGGAGCUGGUCCCAUGGAGGGCCCGGGAGGGCCUGGACAAGCUGGUGACAGAGGACAACGACCGCUACAAGGCCGCCAGUGACACCAUCGCACGGCAUGUGGAGCAGAUCAAUGCCGCCAUAUUGAAAUCACAGCAGUUUGAACAAGCAGCUGACACUUUGCUGGCCUGGCUCACUGAAGCAGAGAGGAAGAUGUUGUCAUUGGGGGAGAUCAGGCUGGAACAGGACCAGACCACAGCCCAGCUCCAGUCCCAGAAGGGCUUCUCCAUGGACAUCAUGAGACACAAGGAUGCUGUGGAUGAGAUUGUGAAAACAGGCGAGGCCAUCAUGAACAUCAAGGAUGAGGAGGAAAAGCAAGCCUUGAAGGUCAAGAUCCAAGCCCUCCUGGAGAAGUACGGUGUGGUCAGUCAGCUGAACUCGGAGCGCUGCCUGCAGCUGGAGCGAGCCCAGUCUCUGGCCAGCCAGUUCUGGGAGACUUACGAGGAGCUGUGGCCCUGGCUCCAGGAGACCCGCACCAGCUUCAGCCAGCUCCCACUGCUGGCCAUUGAGUACGAAGCUCUCCGACAGCAACAGGAAGAGCUCAGGCAAAUGCGAGAGCUGAUUGCAGAGCACAAGCCCCACAUCGACAAGAUGAACAAGACGGGUCCCCAGCUUCUAGAGCUGAGUCCUGUGGAGGGGAUCCCUAUCAGGGAGAAGUACACAGCCACAGACCAGCUGUACGCCCAGCUCAAAGCUGAUGUCAAACAGAGGGCUGCCACAUUGGAUGAGGCCAUCUCCAAAUCCACACAGUUCCAUGACAAGAUCGAGCCCAUGCUGGAGUCCCUGGAGCGGAUCGCUGAGCGCCUUCGUCAGCCUCCCUCCAUCUCUGUGGAGGUGGAGAAGAUCAGGGAGCAGAUCACAGAGAACAAGGCUAUGUCCGUGGACCUGGAGAAACUGCAGCCUUCCUACGACACGCUCAAGCAGCGCGGAGAGGAGAUGAUCGCUCGCUCAGCGGGAGCUGACAAGGACAUAUCUGCUAAAGCUGUGCAAGACAAGCUGGACCAGAUGGUGUUCACCUGGAAUGAGAUCCAUGCCCUGAUGGAGGAGAGGGAGGCCAAGCUGCUGGAUGUAAUGGACCUGGCAGACAAGUUCUGGUGUGACCACUGUGCCCUCAUCGUUACCAUCAAGGACACCCAGGACCUGCUGAGGGAGCGGGAGGAGCCUGGAGUCGACCCCUCUGUGGUGAAACAGCAGCAGGAGUCUCUGGAGAGCUUCAAGGAGGAGAUUGACGGGCUUCAGGAGGAGCUUGAUGUGGUGCGGAACUUGGGGGCGGAGCUUAUGGCUGCCUGUGGCGAACCAGAUAAGCCAGUCAUAAAGAAGAGUAUUGAUGAGGUGAACUCGGCAUGGGAGACUCUGAACAAGGCGUGGAAGGAGAGAGUGGACAGACUGGAUGAGGCCAUGCAGGCUGCUGUGCAGUUCCAGGAUGGCCUGCAGGGUAUGUUUGACUGGGUGGAUAUCGUGGAGCACAAACUGGAUUCUAUGUCACCUGUGGGCACAGACCUGGACACUGUCAAGCAGCAGAUUGAAGAACUCAAGGAGUUCAAAGGUGAGGCGUAUCAGCUGCAGAUGGAGAUGGAGCGUCUGAACCACCAGGCGGGCCUGCUGCUGAAGAAGGUGACGGAGGAGUACGACCGCUGUGCCAUCCAAGAGCCCAUGACCGAGCUCAAAAUGCUCUGGGACAACCUGGACGAAAAUAUAAUCAACAGACAGCACAAACUAGAGGGAGCGCUGUUGGCUCUGGGGCAGUUUCAGCAUGCGCUGGACGAGCUUCUGGCCUGGAUGAGCAACACAGAAGAGCUGCUAAACGAGCAGAGGAAGGCUGCAGGAGACCCCAAAGCCAUCGAGAUCGAGCUCGCCAAGCACCACGUCCUCCAGAACGAUGUGUUGGCCCAUAAGACCACAGUGGAGGCGGUCAACAAGGCUGGUACUGACUUGGUGGAGUCCACCUCUGGAGAGGAAGCCUCUGGACUGCAGAGCAAACUGGAGAACCUCACCCAGCGCUGGAAGAACAUCCUGGAGAAGACAGAGCAGAGGAGACACCAGCUUGACAGUGCUCUGCUUCAGGCCCAAGGUUUCCAUGGCGAGAUCGAAGACAUGCAGCAAUGGCUGAAAGACACAGAGCGUCAGCUGUUAGCAUCAAAGGCUGUGGGAGGCUUACCAGACACGGCCCGCGAGCAGCUUAACGCCCAUCUGGAGUUAUGUUCUACAUUGGAGGCCAAGGAGGAGCUUUACCAGGAGCUGAUGAACAAAGGUCAGCAGCUGCUCACCAUGAGCCCCUCCGGCCAGGACAGCAACACAGAGCAGGACCUCAGGAACCUGCAGGACAAGAGGGAGUCGGUACAGGUCAAGGUGGCUGAGAGAAAGGUGAAACUGGAGGAGGCCUUGACUCUGGCCACAGAGUUCCAUAACUCUCUCCAGGACUUCAUCAACUGGCUGACCCAAGCUGAACAGACUCUCACUAUGUCCUCUCCUGCCUCCCUCAUCCUGGAAAACAUAAUGUUCCAGAUAGAUGAGCACAAGGUGUUUGUGACAGAGGUGAACUCCCACAGGGAGCAGAUCAUUGAGCUGGAUAAGACAGGGACCCACCUGAAGUACUUCAGCCAGAAGCAGGACGUGGUACUGAUCAAGAACCUGCUGAUCAGUGUGCAGGGCCGCUGGGAGAAGGUGGUGCAGAGGUCUGUGGAGAGGGGCCGUCUGCUGGAUGAUGCCAGGAAGAGGGCCAAACAGUUCCACGAAACCUGGAACAAGCUGACGGAAUGGUUGGACGAGUCGGAGAAGGCCUUGGACUCUGAGCUGGAAAUCGCCAACGACCCUGACAAGAUCAAGAUGCAGCUGGCCCAGCACAAGGAGUUCCAGAAGGCGCUGGGGAGCAAGCACUCAGUGUAUGACACCACCAGUCGUACAGGACGCGCCCUGAAGGACAAAACGUCACUGCAGGACGACAACCAGAAGCUGGAUGACAUGCUGAGUGAACUUAGGGACAAGUGGGACACUGUCUGUGGCAAGUCAGUCGAGAGGCAAAACAAGCUUGAGGAGGCGCUGCUGUUCUCUGGUCAGUUUACUGAUGCCCUGCAGGCCCUGAUUGACUGGCUGUACAGAGUGGAACCUCAGCUGGCAGAGGACCAGCCGGUACAUGGCGAUAUAGACCUCGUCCUCAAUCUCAUUGACAGUCACAAGGUGUUCCAGAAGGAGCUGGGGAAGAGGACGGGGAGCGUUGCGGCCCUGAAGCGUUCGGCUAAGGACCUGAUUGAGAGCAGCCAUGAAGACUCAUCCUGGGUUAAAGCUCAGAUGCAGGAGCUGAGCGCUCGCUGGGAGACUGUGUGCGCCCGCUCAGUAUCUAAACAGACCCGGCUGGAACAGGCGUUGUGUCAGGCUGAGGAGUUCCACUCUACGGUCCAUAUCCUGCUGGAGUGGCUGGCCGAGGCCGAGCAGAGCCUCCGUUUCCAUGGCACCCUGCCCGACGACGAGGAGGCCCUCAGGGCUCUUAUCGAGCAGCACAAGGAGUUUAUGAAGAAGCAGGAGGAGAAGAGAGUAGGCCUGAACAAAGCCACCAGUAUGGGGGAGGCCAUCUUGACCAUCUGCCAUCCAGAUUCUAUCACCACCAUCAAACACUGGAACACCAUCAUUAAAGCCCGCUUCGAGGAGGUCCAAGCGUGGGCACGGCAGCACCAGCAGCGCCUGGCCAUGGCCCUCAGUGAUCUGCUGGCCACUCAGGAGCUGCUGGAGGGUCUGCUGGGCUGGCUGCAGUGGGCUGAGGCAACACUCAACGACAAGGACAAGGAGGUCCUGCCUCAGGAGAUAGACGAGGUCAAAGCCCUCAUCGCUGAACACCAGACAUUCAUGGAGGAAAUGACCAGGAAGCAACCAGAUGUUGACACGAUCACCAAGACACACAAAAGAAAGGCUGCGGGUGGUAGCGAGCCUGCCAUCCAGUCCCAAAUCCCUGUCCUGGAGAAAGGAAGAGGUGGAAGAAAGCGUUCUCCCACACAAGCCAUGUACCCGUCAGCGUCACAGCCUCCCAUAGAGACCAAGAACCCCAGGGUCAACCUGUUGGUCAGCAAGUGGCAGCAGGUGUGGCUACUGGCCCUGGACAGGAGGAGGAAACUCAAUGAUGCCAUGGACAGACUUGAGGAGCUGAAGGAAUUUGCCAACUUUGACUUUGAUGUGUGGCGGAAGCGCUACAUGCGAUGGAUGAACCAUAAGAAGUCACGUGUCAUGGACUUUUUCAGACGCAUUGACAAGGACCAGGAUGGAAAGGUCACCAGACAGGAGUUCAUUGAAGGCAUCCUCUCCUCCAAAUUCCCUACCAGUCGGCUGGAGAUGAGUGCGGUGGCAGACAUAUUUGACCGGGAUGGUGACGGCUACAUCGACUACUAUGAGUUUGUGGCUGCCCUUCACCCCAACAAAGAGGCAUACAAACCCCUCACAGAUGCAGACAAAAUUGAAGAUGAGGUUACACGCCAAGUGGCAAAAUGCAAGUGUCCUAAACGAUUCCAAGUUGAGCAAAUUGGUGCCAACAAAUACAGGUUCUACCUUGGAAACCAGUUUGGUCUGGUUCACUGCUUACAUGACGAUGAGAUAAUAGCAAACAGGGACAGUCUAAAUCUAACCCCCCACCUACACGUUGCGGUUUUGGAAAGCUGUAUUCUGUUUGGAGACUCCCAGCAGCUGCGUCUGGUGCGGAUCCUGCGGAGCACUGUGAUGGUGCGCGUUGGUGGAGGCUGGAUGGCUCUGGAUGAGUUCCUUGUAAAGAACGACCCGUGUCGAGUUCAUCACCACGGGAGUAAAAUGUUGCGCUCGGAAUCAAACUCUUCAAUUACUCAGUCUCCUAUAGGUUGGCAACAAAUCUCACACUUUCUCACCUUGCUCCAUGAACCCCCAAGUGCCAAAGGCAGGACAAACAUGGAGCUGCGCGAAAAGUUCAUCCUCCCAGAAGGCACCACUCAGGUGAUGGCCAGCUUCCGGUAUAGAGGUCGUAGGUCGCGGCCGUCGUCACGGGCUGCCUCUCCCAACAGGUCAAACUCUAGCCAUAGCUGUCCAGCCCAGCAUAAUAACCCAGCCUUGCCCAGCACACCCAAGACUCCCCAACACAUAACCCGCAAUUAUGAUAAACCCUGGCUGACAAACAGCAAACCCUCCACUCCUCUUAAAUCAUCAGACUCCUUUGAGAGCCAAGGUUCAUCCUCCGAGAGCACUCCGAUACAGGGAAGCAAACUGCGGCUCCCUGGAUACUUGUCAGGAAAAGGGUUCCAGUCGGGAGAAGAGCAGGGAACCCUGAUCAAUGCUGCUGUGAUGAAAGCACGGGGACAGGCGAUAGGGUUUGAAUCGAGAAGGCCUGGCAGCCGACCUGGAAGUAAAGCAGGCAGCCGAGGGAGCAGCCGGAGGGGAAGCGACGCUUCAGACUUCGACAUCUCGGAUAUCGCAUCGGUGUGCUCUGACACAUCGGAGACGGUGGGGGACACCAGUCGGGCCACACCCCGCUCGUCGUCACGUCAACAAGGAGGCAAGCCCUCCAAAAUCCCCACUCCUCAAAGAAGGUCGACCCCCAGCAAACUGGCCAAGACCUCCAAGAGAUAGUCAGCGGUCUUGAGACAACCACAGGAGCCACGUUGGCCCAAAGUGACAAUAGAGACUGGCGUGUUGAUUAUUUGUUGAUUAUUUAAAGUGUUGUGAAGAUGUAAAAUAUUCUGUUGAGAUAGAAAAAAAUGUUAUUGUUAAGUGAGAAUGGAAUGCCAAUGGCCUUGUGUUUGUCUUAAUGUAUUUUAUUUUAUGUGAAUAAUGUCAAAUUAUUAUGAUUAUUUUAUUUUAUUGACGCUAAACCUGAAGAGGUUAAAAAAACUGAAAAGAAAAAAAAUACAUGGAAAAGACUACAGUGUAUGGUCAACUAACAAUUUGACACACUAAUGAAUGGUAACACACAGCAUUGUACUCUGAGAGAGUUACUGAAUGUUCUGUAUGCUGACAUACGUGUGACAGACAGUGCAUCACGCUACCCUGUGGGACACCUCAAUUAUCUAUUAUGUAUUUAAAGUGCAAUGAUGUACUGCCAAAAUGCAUUUAAAGGGAAAGACAAUAUACACGUAGCCUACCACAUAGUAAACACUGCAAAUAAUUAUGUUCUGACUGAGAAGACUGUUGAAGGCAAGUUCACGCAGAAAUCCCUCAAUAUCCAGGCUUUAAAGUACUCCACCUUACCUUAGGUAGUACUGUUUUGUUUGGUGAACUUACAGCGAUGUGUGCCAUUUUACCUUGAACAUUGGCCUCCCCGGGCCCUGAGUAGACAUUCUUUAGUGCAUUCAUCAUGUCAGUGUAUGGUUCAUUUUGCUAGAGUGGAAAGGAUCGCUGUUAACGUUUUGUAAUAAAUCUGCUAGCAGAAAGCUACCAUGGUAUACUGA